This is a messenger RNA of Rhincodon typus (whale shark), 4987 nucleotides long. It is a transcript of the gene plb1, whose product is annotated as phospholipase B1. Gene Ontology annotation, biological process: phospholipid metabolic process. NCBI's taxonomy places the organism in Eukaryota, Metazoa, Chordata, Chondrichthyes, Orectolobiformes, Rhincodontidae. Gene Ontology annotation, cellular component: brush border membrane. Bases 27 to 4325 code for a protein of 1432 amino acids. Gene Ontology annotation, molecular function: A2-type glycerophospholipase activity; phosphatidylcholine lysophospholipase A1 activity; retinyl-palmitate esterase activity. The transcript is spliced from 53 exons. The record is from RefSeq and is a predicted model, not a curated record.
GUGAGAAGCUGCCUGGUUUCUGAGUGAUGCAAAUCCAAACAAUGAAAUGCCAGACCGCAAGCGUGUUGAUUUUAACUCUUUCUCUGCAAUUAAUACAAGGCUUAGCAGAGGACCUGGCUGAGGGGAAACAUCUGAGCAACAAGGAGAAUAGCACCAACCCACUGGCUGAUGGAGAGAGCUUUAAGGGCCGUUGGGUUGGUUGCAGUGAAGAGAUAUUUUCCAACUCGCCUUCAGACUCAGUUCAUGCUUUAAGACCUUCACAGAUCAAGGUCGUUGCACGUUUGGGAGAUGCGCUAACUGUAGAGCCCCCACAGCAUAGUGGACAUUUGACAAGCAAUGACAAGGAUCCAGAUUCUUGGAUGCCAGUCUCCUUGCCAGAUAUUUUAAAAUCAUUUAAUCCUGGCGUGAUUGGAUACUCCUUAGGAAACGGAAACCAUGUCAACACCUCAUUAGAUCUGUCUGUUGUGAGAGCAAAAGCUGGGGAAUUACCAGGGAUGGCUCAAAAACUGGUGACCAGUUUGAAAAAUAACAUGCUCAUUGACUUUCAGAAGGAUUGGAAGCUGAUCACAGUUUACCUUGGCAUUGGUGAUAUGUGUGCCUAUUGCACAAAUCAGGAAUAUUACUCACCAGAAAAGGUUGUGCUUAGAAUUAAAGAAGCUCUGGAUAUAUUGCAUCGAGAGAUCCCGCGAGCUUAUGUGAAUCUUGUGGAGAUGCCAGAUAUUAACCUCCUGCACCAGCUCUCUGAUAGGGCCACUGGGCUGAGGGGCUGGUGUGAGUGUUUGGUCAAACCCCAUGAAUCUUUCGAUAUAUCUGCACAGUUCAUUAACUGGGAUUACCAGAACACCCUCCAGGAACUGGUCUACUCUGGGAUCUAUGACAAACACAAUAACUUCACAGUGGUUCUGCAGCCCUUUAUCAAAAACAUGGAGAUACCUCUUACUGCAGAUGGUCAACCCAAUCUAAGCUGCUUCACACAGAAUGGCUUCCAUUUCAAUGCCAAAGGUCAUGCCCUCUUAGACAGCAGUCUUUGGAAUAACAUGAUCAAACCCAGUGUUGGUGGAAUUGAAGUCCUUGAAUGCACAGCCACAGUUCCUCAGCUACACUGUCCAUCCCAGGAGAGACCUUACCUCUUCACUUACCAAAACAGGGACUACGGAAACAGCCAGAAUAUGGAGGACAGGGGGCCAAGUCAGCAGAGUUCUGGCAGCAAACUGACUUGUACAGAAAGGGACCCCUCUGAUGCUAUUCCAGUCUCAGUCCACAAGCUUAGACCAGCCGACAUAAAGGUGAUUGCUGCCCUCGGAGAUUCCAUCACGGCUGGGAAUGGAGCAGGAUCAAAGCCCAGUGAUCUUCUUGAUGUUCUCACCCAGUACAGAGGAUUUUCCUGGAGCAUUGGAGGAGAUGAAAAUAUAACUGCUGUCACCACAUUGACGAAUAUUCUCCGUGAGUUCAACCCUUCGUUGGUCGGAUAUUCCACUGGUAUUGGCCGUGAAGACACUCCCCAGGCUUUCUUGAAUCAGGCUGUCGCAGGAGCUGAGUCUAUGGAACUGAUGAGCCAAAUCAGGAGCCUGGUGAAGCUGCUGAGAAAUGAUUCGAGAAUCAAUUUUCAAGAAGAUUGGAAGAUUAUCACCUUGUUCAUCGGAGGGAAUGAUCUCUGCGCAUGUUGCAAGGACCCUAGCAAAUAUUCUCCAGAAAACUUUACAAACAGCAUCCGGAAUGCAUUGGAUAUGCUUCACAAUGAGGUCCCACGAGCUUUCGUGAAUCUGGUGACGGUUCUCAACAUUUUACCAUUGCGUGGGCUUUUCACUAACACAAGGGUGAAUUGUCCACGGUUCCUCUUAAAAUUGCUCUGUAAUUGUGUCAUUAAUCCACAAGACAAUUCAAUACAGUUGGAAAAACUCCGAAUCCUGAAUCGUAAAUACCAGGAAAGAACUCAUAUGUUGGUUGAGUCUGGAAGGUAUGAUACCAGGGAAGACUUUACUGUGGUCAUCCAACCAUUUCUAGAGAAUAUUGAAAUACCACGAGACAAGAACGGCCUGCCUGACAAAACCUAUUUUUCACCAGAUUGUUUUCACUUCAGUUUGAAGGGUCAUUCGCAGGCAGCUCGGGGUCUAUGGAACAAUUUGUUGGAGCCCCUUGGUAAAAAGAAUGUCAAUCAAACGUUUGAUGGUCACAUCAACAUCAGCUGUCCUUCAAAGGAGCAGCCUUACUUGAGGACGUACAGGAACAGUAAUUUUACUUAUCCAAAUAACCCUGGGCAGCUGACGACAGUAACCCCUGAAACCAUUAAAACCACAACUGUUCCAUCGUUCGAGGUCUUUGGAAGCCAGUUACUUUGUAAGGACAGGGCUCCAUCAGACAUCAUUCCAAAUUCAGUUCACUCUCUACGACCGGCUGAUGUGAAGGUGAUCGGAGCAGUGGGUGACUCUCUGACGGCCGGCAAUGGAAUAGGCUCCAAACCCAAUGAUGUUCUGGAUGUCUUAACCCAGUACAGAGGCUUAUCCUUCAGCAUUGGAGGAGAUGAGUCAUUGAGGAGUUCCACAACUCUGCCAAAUAUUCUUCGUGAAUUUAACCCUUCAUUGACUGGAUUUUCAACUGGAAAGGGAAAUCUUGAAAACCCCAAAACAUUCCUGAAUCAAGCUUUUCCUGGAGCGUUAGCUGCGGAUCUUCCAGGUCAAGUGAGAAGAUUAGUGGACAUCAUGAAAAAUCAUCCAAAAAUCGAUUUUCAGAAUGACUGGAAGAUUAUCAACAUGUUUAUUGGUGGAAAUGACAUCUGCAAUUACUGCACUGAUUUGGCUUAUUACUCUGCUGUAAACUUUGCAAGGCGAAUUGAAGAAGCUUUGGACAUCCUUCACAAAGAGGUUCCGAGAACUUUCGUCAACCUAAUUGAGGUAUUAGAACUCAUUCCUCUAAGACGCCUCCACCAAGAUACUCAGCUGAACUGUCCCAGAACACUUGUAAGAAUGCUGUGUUACUGUGUGGUAAAACCCAAUGAAAACUCUCCAGAGCUACAGAUGAUGAUCGAAGCCAACAAAGCCUAUCAGGCAGGGGCCCAGUGUAUCUCCUUUUCGUGUGGCGGCGUCAGAAGACGAGCCAAGACCCUGUUGGUCAACUCGGAGCCAGGGCUCCGUCAGCCGACGUCCAACAUCGGAGGAGGUGUGGGACUCAUGCAGAAUGACCGAAUCCACCUCGAAGGUGGCGGUCGUGGAAGCAAUGGUUCCGGCGGCAUCAGCGAAGGAGCACAUUGCCAGGACCCGGAGGGAGGGAACAAUGUUGGGUUUGGAGCCAAGGCAAAGACAAUUCUUGAACUGCGGAUUCAAUAUCAAGGUGUUGCAUGGAGCAUUGGUGGGGAUAAAUCGCUCAAGAUUGUGACUACUCUUCCUAAUGUAUUGAAAAAAUUUAAUCCAAGGAUCUACGGUUUUGCUACUGGGAUUGGAAAAUGGAAUAGUAAAUUCAACGUGGCUGUCCCAGGUGCAAUGUCCCACAAUGUGCCAAAGCAGGCUCGUACCCUGGUACAGCUCAUGAAGAAUAGUUCAAAAAUCAAUUUCAAGCAGGACUGGAAAGUAAUCACCCUUUUCAUUGGAGCCAAUGAUCUCUGCGAGUACUGUAUGAAUAAGGAAGCGUAUUCUGCAGAUAAUUAUGUGAAACAUAUUGAGGAGGCACUGGAUAUACUGCACCAACAGGUGCCAAGAGCUUUUAUAAAUAUGGUGCAAAUUCUGGAAAUGAGUGGUAUUCGAAGACUAAAGAAGAAUACAAUUGGCUGUGCAUUGUUACAGAAAGACAUUUGUCCUUGCUUUUUAAAUCCAAGAGAAAAUUCUCCUGAGUUACAUGAGAUGAUAAGAGUUAACAGAGACUAUCAGAGCAAACUGACUGCAUUAAUUUAUAGUGGAAAAUAUGACACGAAUGAGGAGUUCACCGUUGUGUUGCAGCCCUAUUUUACAAACGCAAUUGUUCCAUUAAACAGUACUGGCCAGCCAGACAUGAGCUUCUUUUCGGUCGAUUGCUUCCAUUUAAGUGAACGAGGACAAGCCGAGAUGGCCAUUGGCUUGUGGAACAAUAUGCUGGAACGAACUGGAUACAAGCAAAAUUACAUCAAUUUUACCUAUGACCGAACCAAAUUGAAGUGUCCUAACUCUGAUGCACCUUAUCUGUUCACACAUAGAAACAGUGCAGUCAAACCAGAAAACCCAUCGAUAAAACCUACAUCAAUAGCAGUGACUACUACAGCUAAAGGAGGCCUCACAGCAGAGCAAAGAGUUUGGCUUGUUGUUCUAACAGCAGUGGUUGCAGUGAUAUUAGGGCAGCACCGGUCCUGGUCAUUUUAAACCUGAAAUCCUAGCAUUUGGAGUGUAUUAAAAACCAGAAAUAAGUACAAAUGGCAUAAUGCUACUGAGUUUUUUUUAAUGUUCAAUUGACCUUUUAUGGGGAAAAUAUAAAAGCAGAAUGACAAUUUGAGAUUACAGAAGGCUGUUUCAUUUACCUAUUCACAAUAAAGGAUAUUCUGUUUCCUUGGGAUAUUUCUAAAAGCCCUGCAUUCAAUUUGUAGAAAAUUACUCUCUAUAGUUUGAUUUUAUACCAUUUUCUAUGCAUUCCACCAUUCUAUCUAGUCAUUUAGAAACCCAGGAGCAUUGUGCUGAUAGCUUCAGCGAUCUGACAACUAAAUUUCAACCAAUUCGAUUCACUCCCUGUGAUGACAAGAAAUGUCUGAACCCGCUGGAUACUUGUUGGAAAUUAGGGUCCGCUUUAAAACUGAAAUUCUUUCAGUGUUUUGUAUUUAGUAUUUACUGUGCAGCCUGAAUUUUACAGCAAUAACUAGCCUUCUGCAAAUAUAAACAGAUCUGUAGUAUAUAAAAAUAGUAGGGAUGUUUUAAGGAUCACAGACGUCAUGACUCAUAUCAAGUAUUUAUCAGGUGCUGCACUACCCUAUUAUUAAUACAAUCUUUUAAAAAACAGCAAGUUUUUGUUUUUAGAAGGAAUGCAAACUAAC